Molecule: messenger RNA, 402 nt
Organism: Dreissena polymorpha
Lineage: Eukaryota; Metazoa; Mollusca; Bivalvia; Myida; Dreissenidae
Exons: 3
Coding region: 1-402 (133 amino acids)
Molecular function (GO): zinc ion binding
Source: RefSeq, a predicted model, not a curated record
AUGGCUAUAUCAAUAAUGUACUGGUCUAACUACGUUGAAUCGCAUGUUAAAUUAAGUCGAAAUAGUGAAGCAUCGAGUGAAAGCGACAGGGUAUUGAAAUUAUUUAUGGACGAACUGCGUGUAAUCCGUGCCAGCGUCCAGGCUUCGAUGAAAAAUACAUCAUAUAAUGUUACGAUUCACCUUGAACCAGAGGACAACGGCGUGAUACAAUCAUCGACAUGUCAGUGUCCAAUGAGGGAAUUCAAAUGUCAUCAUGUGGCUGUUGCUUUACUGUUUGGAUACAAGAGAGCGAGCAAAACUGACAUUAAGUGUUCCUGGAUCAAGCGUCCGAAAUCCGCAUCACCCAAGAAAACUGUGACGAUGGCGGAAAUGUAUUUACCAAAUCAGCCUGGAUACAGGUAA